Messenger RNA from Beta vulgaris subsp. vulgaris (sugar beet), 1383 nucleotides. RefSeq lists its product as uncharacterized. The transcript has 3 exons. The coding region runs from base 1 to 1383 and encodes 460 amino acids. The record is from RefSeq and is a predicted model, not a curated record. NCBI's taxonomy places the organism in Eukaryota, Viridiplantae, Streptophyta, Magnoliopsida, Caryophyllales, Amaranthaceae.
AUGGCGAGGCCUCACUUUGAUUGUAAGGCUUUCGGAGGAGAUAUGAAGGAGAAAUUUUAUCUCAAUUUCUUGAGGAGGCAAAAGGCCAGGGAGUUUGAUGAGUUGAAGCAAGGUGACAUGACUGUGGAGCAGUACUAUGAGAAGUUUGUAGGAUUGAUGAAGUUUGCUCCAGAGUUAGUACCUACUGAGGAAAGAAAGACUAUUAGGUUUGAGACUGGACUUAGUUUUGAGGUGAAGCUUGGGCUAGGAGGUUCAACUUUCAGGACCUUAGAGGAAGUGUAUGAUAGAGCUGCUCAUUUGGGUUCCUAUUUGAAACAAGCUGGAGUUGAGAGCUCAAGCAACAAGAGAAAGGAGAAUCCUAGUAAGAAUUUCCAGAGGAACAACAAAAAGUUCAAGCCUCAAAAUAACUUUCACCAAGGAGGACAGUCUAAUGGCCAAAGGAAUGGAGACCAAUAUCAACAACAGAAGGAUGGAAAUGGUCCUAAUAGGGGAAAGAAAGGAGACGAACGAGUACUGACAAGGGCAAGAGCGGUAACCAGUUUAUCCCGGACAAUCGAAACCACUCAGGAGGCAAUAAACUAUCAAGGUGGGAACAAGCAAAAUGGAAACAAUAAGACCUUUUCAAGUGGAGCUGGUCCUAGUGUGCCUGCAGUGGCAAGAUUGAAUGUCAUAAGUGCUAGAGAAACUGAGAUGUCUAAGGAUGUGGUUACGGGUAAUGUUUCUAUUAAUUCCAUUCUUGCUAAAGCUUUAUUUGAUUCGGGAGCCGAACGUUCAUUUGUUUCAAAGUUAGUUGAUUCAAAAUAUGGCUUAGAAAACCCUAGGGAUGUUGAAAUUCGGAUUAUGUUACCAUCUAGGGAAGUAGUAACUUGCUCAAGAGUAUAUGAGAACGUCCUUGUGAGAAUUGGGGAUGUAUACUUUGCAACCAACCUCAUAGAGUUUCCGAUGGAAGACUUGGAGAUCAUUUUAGGAAUGGAUUGGCUUAAGGAGUAUAAAGCCGAGAUUCUUUGUGGAGAAAAAAAAGUGAGAUUGAGGAAUAAGAAUGGGAAAAAGCAAGUGAGCAAGGGAGCUCUGUUAUUCUUAUGUAGUGUGCAAAGGUUGGAAGAAGAGAAGCUUAAGAUAGAACAUGUGAAGGUGGUGAAUGAGUUUCCAGACGUAUUUCUGGAAGAUAUACCGGGAAUGCCACCUCAAAGGGAGUUAGAAUUCACCAUAGACUUAGUUCCUAGAACUGCCACUAUAUCAAAAGCACCCUAUAGAAUGGCUCCAGCAGAGAUGAAGGAGCUCAACAAGCAAGUAGAGGAAUUACUCGAGAAAGGGUACAUUAGACCUAGUUAUUCCCCAUGGGGAGCGCCUGUUUUGUUCGUGAAGAAGAAGGAUGGGAACUAG